Molecule: messenger RNA, 1530 nt
Organism: Colletotrichum truncatum
Lineage: Eukaryota; Fungi; Ascomycota; Sordariomycetes; Glomerellales; Glomerellaceae
Product: F-box domain-containing protein
Source: RefSeq, a predicted model, not a curated record
AUGAGGCUGAACGAUUUUCCGCCUGAAUUGUUGAGCCAGGUUCUCGGGCAGCUCGCCCACAGCGUCAAUCCAGCCAACGCACUCGCGCAUGCAAGCCAACAUGGCCUUUUCAAUGCACGAUUCGUAUGUCGGAAAUGGGACGCCCUUGCCACCAAGCAUCUUUUCCACACCGUCACUUUGAAGCAUGAUCCCAGGCCGGUUAAGUAUGACCGUCUCGUGGUUAAGGAUGGCCGUCUCGAGCGCGAAGGUGAUGACCGUGGGAACGAGUUCAAAUCUUGGAACACAUUACUCGACAGCGAGGCGGUACGCAAUGCCGCCCAAUGCGCCGUUAUAAACAGCUCCCCUGCAAACAUGCGUAAGAACGCCGACUACAGGGCCUGGUACAAGUGGGAGGAAAAGGGGGAAUAUCCGUCAUUUACAAAGGCCAUCGACCGAAUCGUGGAGCUCCCUAACCUAAACGAGGUUCACUUGCGGUUUUCGGAAGUGUGCCGUGGUGUGCGGGAUGAUGGUCUCUCACGUACUUUUUGGCCCCACGGUGUUGAGCCUGCCCCUACUCGUCUCUCAAUGCUCAGCGCCUGUUUCAAAGCCAUGGCCGCGCGAGCCAAGAACGACGAUGCCUCGAGGAUCCGGUCCCUGAUUCUCGAGAACGUGCAGAAUCUCUCCUUGGAAAGCUUGACCACGCCGGAGAUGUCGAGCGUCGUCAAGGACAUCAACAGCCUGGCCAUCAUGGUUACUGAGGAGUGGAACGAGUAUGGGCCCGAUCAGGACGUCUUCUUCGAUGAACGUUGGCAGUUUGAGCCGCAUCUCCAGAAAGACGUGUUGCCUCUUUUCUCAGAGUCGCUUACAAGCUUGAGCCUGGGUUUCCGUGAAUACUGGGGCACCAUGCCUGGAAGAUUUGACGGAAAAGGCCUCGUGUACCCUAACCUCAAGACGCUGACCCUCUAUAACUACGUCUUCUCGCAUCACGACCAAAUCGAUUGGAUUCUAGCGCAAACUUCACUGACGAGCCUGCGGCUGGUCAGCUGCCAAGUCGCCUACCUUCUGCAUGCCGAAACGACCUCUUUGCAGCAGUGGGGAGUGUCUACGCACGACUGGGAGGAACUUCCGGAUGGCGCAUAUGAUCUUUGGGGGCCCGAAUGGCGGACUUACCGGUUUGAUGGAACUUGGGAGACGAUAUUCGACAAGAUCCGAACCAAGCUCCCCAACCUCACGGAUUUCCGCUUCAACAACGCAGAUAUGAGCGAACCGAUUUUCACCUUUGCGAAUGAAGAAAACGUGCUAUUUCCCGGCCGAUACAUUCUCUUCAAUUCUGGAAUGCUUCCCAGUCCUUGGCUCGAAGCUGAGAGUGACGGCGACAUGGAGUUCGGUAGCAACGACCCUUUACCAGGCGACAUCAACGACACAGAAAUCCCCGAAGACUACCCGGAACUGAACCGCGGAAGAGAGACGGUUGAAGGGGAUUCCCGGGCAUUCAAAGAUCUUCUUCAAGCGGUCGCGGAUAGAAGGAAAUCUAGUGAGCAUGAGGCCUGA